Molecule: messenger RNA, 1314 nt
Organism: Humulus lupulus (European hop)
Lineage: Eukaryota; Viridiplantae; Streptophyta; Magnoliopsida; Rosales; Cannabaceae
Exons: 2
Coding region: 1-1314 (437 amino acids)
Source: RefSeq, a predicted model, not a curated record
AUGUCACAAGAUCAGGAACUAUCAAUUUCAGAUAUGAUAAAAACUUUGGUGGCUUCAACUAUACAGACCCAAGUUAUUCUUCAGAGUAUAGAAGCAUCCCUCAAGAAUUUGGAAAAUACUAUGGGACAAAUUGCUACAUCAUUGAAUAAUCUUGAGUUUCAACAACUUACCCAAGAUUCCAUCAAAAGUUUGGAGAAUCAGGUGGGACUACUAGCGACAUCAUAUAACAGGUUGGAAGCUCAUCUGUCUAAUAAAUUGCCUUCACAACCUGAGAUGAAUCCCAAGGAGAAUGCUAGUGCUGUAACUUUGAGAAGCGGGAAGCAAUAUGAUCCACCUAGUCCUCCAAUGCCUAGUAAAAUGUCAUCCAAGCCACAAGUUGAUUGCUUGGUUGAUGAAGAUGUGCCUCCAAAGCCAACCAGCCCUACACAACCAACCCCCAAGCCUACUUUUGUCACCCCACCUCCUUUCCCAAGCAGACUGAAGAAGACUAAAAGGGAAGAGGUUGACAAGGAAAUUCUUGAUACAUUCCGCAAGGUAGAAGUGAAUAUUCCUCUUCUUGAUGCUAUUAAACAAGCAUCGCAUUAUGCCAAGUUUUUGAAAGAAUUGUGUACUAAUAAGCGUAAGUUGAGGGGUAAUGAAAAAGUUAGUGUGGGGGAGAAUGUUUUUGUAGUUCUUCAAAAGAAGCUUCCACCAAAGUGUAAGGAUCCUGAUACUUUUACUAUCUUUUGCACUAUUGGUAAUAAGAGAAUUGAGCGUUGCAUGUUGGAUUUAGGAGCCUCUAUAAAUGUCUUGCCAUUCUCCAUUCAUGCUUCAUUGAAUCUCGGUCAACUUGAAGAAACAGGGGUGAUUAUUCAACUUCCUGAUAGGUCGAAUGCUUAUCCCAGGGGUGUAAUAGAAGAUGUUUUAGUUCAAGUGAAUGAAUUGGUGUUUCUAGCAAAUUUCUAUGUUCUUGAUAUGGAAGAUGAAUCUAUUCCAUGCUCCAUUUCAAUUUUGUUGGGAAGACCAUUCAUGAAAACUGCAAGAACCAAGAUUGAUGUGCAUGACGGUACAUUGACCAUGGAAUUUGAUGGGGAGACAAUUCGAUUCAAUAUUUUUGAGGCUAUGAGGUAUCCAAGUGAUGUACAUGUUGUUUACUCUCUUGAUGUGUUGGAUAUCCUUUCUCAACGAGUCUUAGAUUUGCAUAAUGAAGACUGUUUAGAGGUUGCGUUGAGAGAGCAUGUUGUGUUGACCGAUGAAGAUUUUUCUGAUGAGAUCAUGGAUGUCAUAAUCGCACUCAAUAGUGAUUUUGACAAGACUUUUCCUUGUAAGGCUUAA